Megalops cyprinoides (Indo-Pacific tarpon) is the source of this 3821-nucleotide messenger RNA. RefSeq names its product M-phase phosphoprotein 8 (gene mphosph8). The record is from RefSeq and is a predicted model, not a curated record. The transcript is spliced from 15 exons. Bases 109 to 3294 code for a protein of 1061 amino acids. Gene Ontology annotation, cellular component: cytoplasm; nucleus. Gene Ontology annotation, molecular function: protein binding. NCBI's taxonomy places the organism in Eukaryota, Metazoa, Chordata, Actinopteri, Elopiformes, Megalopidae.
AGUAGUACUACAUGCGGCCUGAGUGGCGAGGUUGAUGUUUUUGAGAGCGCAGAAGUUUGAGUCAAAGAUAGCUCAAACUUAACACAGAAGAAAAAAAAACAGAUAGAAAUGGAGGAAGGGGCUGCAGGAGCUGCAAGGGCUGAGCCGGGAGACAGCGAGCAGGACGAGGAAGAGGAUGUGUACGAAGUGGAGAAGAUUAUUGACAUGCGUGUGGAGGAGGGGGAGGUUCUGUACCGCGUCCGCUGGAAGUACUACACAUCGGACGAUGACACCUGGGAGCCGGAGGCUAACCUGGAGGACUGCAAGGAGGUGGUGCUGGCCUUCAGGAGGAAGCUGGCCGACAGCAAGACCAGCAGAGAGGCAGCUGUGGUGGAAGAAGCACAGGAGGUAAGUGCGGGUCCAGUGCAGGAGUGUCAGCUGGCAGUGACGCCCAGCGGGAUUGUGGGAACCCGAGAGGAGGAAGAGCAGAUGGACCUGACAGCCAGUGGGUUGCAGAGGGACCCAUCCCCCAGGAGGCUGCCUGUGCAGAGCGACCUGUUUGGCGCUGAGCGCGAUGGUGACGAGAAAGACGCGUCUUCACCUAAAAAGAAGAAGAAAAAGGAUUCGAUGGAACACUCUGAGGACUUUUCACCAGACAUGCAUAAGAAAGAAAAGAAGAAGAAGGAAAUAAAGUGGAAGGAGGAGAGGGUAUUGCCAGCACUGCAAUCUGACAGGACUGAGAUGGAGGAUGAGGCCAGCCAGCCCGCCCCGGUCCCGCCCCCACCCAGCAGCCAGAGGACCUCCAUGCCGAAGAGGGCCUGUGACUCCGAGGGUGACGAGGAGCCCUUCAUGUCCCCUAAGAAACACAAGAGAGACAAGCCCAAAGACGGGGAGAAGGCGAGAAAAGAGAAACCCAAAGGCGGAGAGAAGCCGAGAAAAGAGAAGCUGAAAGACGGGGGGAAGCAGAAGAAGGGGAGCGGGGAGAAGAAGAGGAAGGGUCGCUGGAACGCGCUGGACUCCUCUGAGGAGGAUGAGUGGGCCGUGGUGGAGGCUCCGGGGGCGCGGGCGGACUCGACGGAGAAGAGCGCGGUGAGACCGGCGGCGAAGCCCCACCACACGCGGAGGGAGGAGGCGGCGACCUCCAAGGCCAAGCCGAGGCAGGGCGUGGGGGGGCUGAAGCUGCAGGGCAUCCGAGACCUCAUCCAGGAGAGGAGGGGCAGGAAGCCCCCGGCCCCUCAGAAGGAGAGCGCGCAUCAGAGGCUGAAGAAUCUGAUCAGUGGUAUAAGCCACAGCAAGGCCCCGCGCAGCAGCACGGAGGACGACACCACCCUCCUCUCCGACACCACCCUCCUCUCCUCCGACUCCAGCGACGUCGUCGUCGUGAGCAAGAGGAAGACUAAGGGCAAAGAGCAGGAGGCCGUCGCCCAAAGUGCGGCGUCGUCUCCCCCCUCUUCCUCUGCUGCUGUCGGACCCAAGAAGGAUGAAGCUAAACCGGAUGCUGGUUCGGCCUCAGGCCUGGGCGCAAAGGGCAAAAAUGCGUCUUCCUGCUCGUGGUCAGUGAAGCAAGGGGACAGUGCGGAGAAGGACCACUCUACGUCAGGCAACCUGUUCGAGAAGUUCCUGCUGAACCGCGAGGCCAAGGACAAGGUGUCAAGGAGACAGAGCGCAAACAAGGCGGUCCCAGAGAAUCGAGUCGAACAGGCCAAGACUACGGCACCAAAGAAUGCGGGCAAGGCUGAGAAAAAGCUGAAACCUUCAAAGAAGUCGGUGGUCCAGAAUCUGGAGCCCAACAGGACGGAGAAGGCCAAGAGGGAUCCCAAGACCCCAGAGGCUUCCUGGUCGGCACAGAGCCCCACCUCCCUGGAGGCAGGAGAGAAGCAGGAAAGGAGAGAAAGGAGUGACAGCCAGGCUGUGAGACGUCAGAAAAGUGACAGCCUGACGGAAAGAAGGGAGAAUACGGAUAAUCAGAUGAAGCAGGAGAAGCCAGAGGAGUUUCCAGUAUCCAGAGUGACAGGAGAUCCCAUGGAGAACCCGGGGGAGUCUCAAGAGUGCGAGGAGAAAGCGGAGCAUCAGCGAGAGAAGGGGGAGGGACAGGGAGAGAGGAGGGAGAGGCCGGAGGAGAGCGGCGGAGGCCAGGAGAGGGGGGCGAAGCCAGCGGAAGCAGCAUCUCCAGAGCUGGCAGAAGACGCGCUGGCUGGUGUGAGGAUGAGAGAGAGGAGGAGGAAACGAGGGGACAGCGAGCCGCGCCUGUACAUGGCAUGCGACGACAAUCAGGACUCUCAGGACACAUUGGGGCCCCCUGACAAGCCAGACAGGGGCCCGGCUUCGCCGAGCUACGGGGUGGAUCUCGAGCUGGACUGGAUGUCAAUGGAGGACUUCCAGAGACAUUUGAAUGGAGACGACGAGAUUUACUCAGCUGCUACCUUAACUGCAGACGAACUUCGGGAUGCAGUGAAAAGUGGAGACUACUUGGCAGUAAAGUUUGCACUCAAUUCCAAAGAAGACUACAAUCUGGAACAGGAGCACUCCAGCGGGAUGUCCCUGGCCAUGCUGGCGGCGGCAGGGGGGCAGGACGAUAUCCUGCGGCUUCUGAUCAAGAAGGGCGCCAAGGUGAACAGCCGGCAGAAGAACGGCAUGACGGCGCUCAUGCACGCUGCCGAGAAGAACUUCCUGACCACGGUGGCCAUUCUCCUGGAGGCGGGGGCCUACAUUAAUACGCAGACGCUGAGCGGUGAGACGGCUCUCAUGAGGGCUUGCAAGAGAGGAAACGCAGAAGUAGUGCGCCUCCUACUGGAGCACGGGGCGGACUGCAACAUCCUGUCCAAGUACCAGAACAACGCCCUGCACUUCGCUAAGCUCAGCAACAAUGUAAUCGUCUAUGACUAUGUCAAGGACCAUGUAAAUAUGUUGUCGAGUGUAGCGGAGGAGACGAUCCGGGCGUACUUUGAGACCCGGCUGGCCCUGCUGGAGCCCGUUUUCCCCUUGGCCUGCCAUAGGCUCUGUGAGGGGCCCGAUUUUUCCCUGGAGUUCAACUACAAACCACCCCAGCACAGCCCUGUCGAGGGCACGGGGAUCCUCCUCUUCAUCUUCCAUGCCAACUUCCUGAGUGAAGUCACAGCCCGGUUGUGCGGGCCCUGCAGCGUCCAUGCUGUGGUCCUCAAUGACAAGUUCCAGCUGCCCAUCUUCCUGGACAGCCACUUCAUUUACUCGUUCAGCCCCGUACAAGGUACCAAUAAGGUGUUCAUACGACUGGCGGAGUCCCCCACUGCGAAGGUCAAGCUGCUGAUCUGUGCAUAUAGGGUGCAACUGCAAUGAUGCACAGCCUCCAGGUUAAACGUUACAUGCAGACCUGCCAAGGCACAGGCCACACAUCCUCUAGGAGAUGUUCUGCCAAAGACUAUCAACAAAUCGCAGGGCUGUUUUUUCAAUGUGAGCCCGCACCCAGAUUGAGUGAGACGCGAUGGUGUAACAGGAGUGCAGUUUUGGAACUGAGCUCAUUUUGUAGAGAACACCUUUGCAAAAUGUGUUGUAUAAUGAAAUUCAUGUUCUGUAUCUUUGUGAAAUGUUUGUCCAAAGCUGCCUCUCACCACAGACGAACACUAACUCCAAUCUAGGUCUCCCUUGAUUCAAUGUGCACUAGUAGGAAAAAUCUAAAAGGGAGUAACCAAUCUUCUAAGAGCAAUUGCCUUUUCUUAUUUAUUACUUUACAGUGACUUCCUAUGGUCCUCAUGCUAUUCUCACACUCCUACUCAGUCUGGCAGGAGCUGGCAGGUUAAGUGUGGACUGUCACAAGGGCCUGUGUGCCACAUCAGGGCAGGGGAAAUCUCUGGACCAAAUGAACU